Messenger RNA from Punctularia strigosozonata HHB-11173 SS5, 1302 nucleotides. RefSeq lists its product as uncharacterized. Bases 1 to 1302 code for a protein of 433 amino acids. The record is from RefSeq and is a predicted model, not a curated record. The transcript has a single exon. NCBI's taxonomy places the organism in Eukaryota, Fungi, Basidiomycota, Agaricomycetes, Corticiales, Punctulariaceae.
AUGUUCCAAACUUCUUACCACCGGCCGGUUCGGUUCAUUCCUCAAGAGAUCCUAGAUCACAUCAUCGAGAACAUCAAUAACGACGACGCGUACAAGAACAUGUCCCUUGUCUGCACGGCGACUCGUGCUCGAUGCCAGAAACGACUUUUCGCCGACGUGUGCAUCUCCGACAAGACGCAAUGCGACAAGCUCCGAGACGUCUUCUUGGCCAAUCCAUGCCUAGCGACACACGUCAAUUACCUCUACCUCGAGCAGGGGUGGCAUAGCUCUGAGUCGGCGCGAUUCAUUCUGGCGAUGUGCCAAAACAUCGAGAUCCUCUCGAUCAGCCAAUGCAACAGCUUCGAGCAGAUCGUUGUACCGGGGAUGUGUUCGUCCUACUAUCCCCGCCUCAAGCAACUCAUGUUGAUCCAGUGCAUGAUUAACACCUUCGACGAGCUUGCCGCCAUACUUCUCCGCACCCCUGCGCUGGAGGAGCUGCAACUACUGGCGACUUGGGUGCAGUACGCCGACUCGGAGCGUCCCGGCUGUACGGAAAUCCCAGCCCCGCAGAACUUGUGGACGGGAUCCUCAUACCAUCUGCGAAGCCUGAUUCUUCAAGACCAUGACCUAGAAUCAUUCCAUCAUUGCGCCCUCUUCUCCAACAGCAUCCGCAGGGUGGAGAACCUCGACAUGGCCGUUGUCGAUCGCUGCGACUACAAUCUCCUCUGCGAUCUGAUGGCGCCGGAAAGGGGCGUCAACAAGUUGACCUUGGCGGCGGCAAAGCGCUCCGAAACUUGGGACCUGGAACGUGAGGGUUGCGAGCACCCCGAAGGUGAGACGGCGGCGGAUCUCGCGUUUUAUUCGUGCCGCAUGCUCAUGGAGACCCCUGCAGACAUGUUCUCCGACUUCAUGGCACGAACCGGCGGAGGCGCGCUGCAAACGCUCGUGUUAAAGGAGCGGGUGUUCGACAGCGUCCGAGAGAAGGAGCUGGAUCCCGAGUUCGACGGAAACUGGGCGAACCAACUCCUGUCAUCGCUCAGGACGGACACGCUCGAGAAGAUCAUCUUUGUCAUCGACUACAACGUGGAGGCGGAGCCAUGGCGCGGCUUCGACUGGGCGGCGGCGGACGAGCUCGUGAGCUGCCCCGAGCGAUUCCCUGCGUUGAAGACAGUCGCGGUCAUUAACAUAAACGAGGACGAUCUCGAUGAUGACGAGGACAUGGAGAACACCAUCCACUACUUUUUGCUCGACAUCGAGCAGAGGCUUCCUAAGGUCAACGAGCGGGGGGUCAUCGCUUGGGACUACGAAAAGGAUGCUGUAUAG